AUGACUGGAAGAGGAAAGGGAGGAAAAGGCCUGGGUAAAGGAGGAGCCAAGCGUCACCGAAAAGUGCUGCGAGAUAACAUCCAGGGCAUUACCAAGCCCGCCAUCCGCCGUUUGGCUCGGCGUGGAGGAGUGAAACGUAUCUCCGGCCUCAUCUACGAGGAAACCCGUGGCGUCCUGAAAGUGUUUCUGGAGAAUGUGAUCCGUGAUGCUGUCACUUACACUGAACACGCCAAGCGCAAGACCGUCACCGCUAUGGAUGUGGUGUAUGCUCUGAAGCGUCAGGGCCGUACUCUGUACGGUUUUGGAGGUUAA
Molecule: messenger RNA, 312 nt
Organism: Anopheles merus
Lineage: Eukaryota; Metazoa; Arthropoda; Insecta; Diptera; Culicidae
Product: histone H4
Exons: 1
Coding region: 1-312 (103 amino acids)
Biological process (GO): nucleosome assembly
Cellular component (GO): nucleosome
Molecular function (GO): protein heterodimerization activity; DNA binding; structural constituent of chromatin
Source: RefSeq, a predicted model, not a curated record